Molecule: messenger RNA, 1056 nt
Organism: Rotaria sp. Silwood1
Lineage: Eukaryota; Metazoa; Rotifera; Eurotatoria; Philodinida; Philodinidae
Source: the annotation of a GenBank genome assembly
AUGUUAAGAAAUCAAAUAACAGGAAAAUUAGAAGCUGUUGGAGAUACAGUAGAACCAUUUCAUUUUAUUUUACAUCCAAAAGAUGAACAAAAUUUAACUCGUGAAGAUCAAGAUAAAGGAAAAGAAUUAUAUUCACUUUUAGUUCAACAUGAAAUUAUUCAAAGAGAUACAAUAAGAAAAAUAUUUCGAAAUAAUUCACAAGAACGAGAUAAAAUAGAAAAGAUAAUUCGAAAUGAUCUUGAUCCUUCGAUUGCCGACUCAUUAAUUAGUUUAUUAAAUAGUAAAUCUUAUUUUGAAAAAAAGGAUUUCGACGAUAUUGUUUGUUAUAGUGAAGAAUUAUGGCAAAUUUUAAAUAUAAAUAGAAUAGAAAAAGAAUUACCACAGAUAUAUGAAAAUAAAGGAAAAUAUGCGAAAAUUAAAUUUAAUGAUAAUGGUCAUGAAACAAAAGAUCUUAAAACAUUUUUAAUAGAAUUAAAAGAUAAUAUUAGUCAACAAAAUCAAUAUUUUUAUCAAACAGAUUUACCAUUUACUACUAACGAAGAAGAAGGAAAUAAUAUUCGAAUUUAUCUAAAAGAAAAAAAUAUUUUAAAGUCUGAUGAACUUGCCAAAUAUAAAUAUGGAGAUAUUAAAAGAAAUAUUGAAAGAAUUUUAAAUAAAAUUUUAAAAAAUACUCAAUUUGAAAAUGAUAAAGAAUUAAUUUUGUCUUUACAAGGAGAUAUUCGUUCAUUUAAAAAAGGUUUAAAAGCUAAUUUAAAAGAUUUUAGAGAUCUUCAAGAUCAAGAAAAUGUUCCCAAAGAUAAAUCUUGGUGGGAUUGGAAUGCUUUUGCCGUUGCAAUGAUAGGACUUGUUCAAGUCAUUGCCGAAGCUGUUUUAGUAGCCUUUGGUUUGACUCAGAUAGGCAAUGCUUUAAUAUCAGGUAUUUUUAAUACGAAAGAAUGGGCAAUACAAAAAGCAAUUAGCUUCGGUCUCUCUAUGUUGACUGUUGGAAUUGGAAAGUUUUUGACGGAUAAAAUUAUGGAACAGAUUCAAGAAAAUGUUUAUACAAAAGAUUGUUAG